CUUUUUACGAGUAAUAUAACUACCCCCAAGUAGGCUCCAUAGGAAGUCCUUGUGUCUGAAACCUCUUUUCAAAUUCACCCAUUCAUUCGGCACUCGAUCCAGACGGGCCGACAACCAUAAUGGAGAAACAUCUGGACACGAACAAGGAUGAAUCGAAACUUGCCGAGCUCGGCCAUGAGCAGUCCUUCCAACGGAACUUCAGUCGUUGGACUAUGCUGGGACUGGCUUUCGCUAUUCUGAACUCGUGGACUGCUCUCGCUGCUUCCCUUUCUUUGGCACUACCAUCUGGUGGACCUGUUGCUGUCAUCUGGGGCCUGGUCACCGCAGGGAUCUGCAACCUAUCACUGGCAGCCAGCCUGGCGGAGUUCCUCUCCGCGUAUCCAACAGCCGGAGGCCAAUACCAUUGGGUCGCGAUGAUUGCGCCUCCUUCCUUGAAGCGUGGACUUUCUUGGGUCACUGGCUGGAUCAACUUGUUUGGAUGGAUGGCACUGGUUGCGACCAACAGCUCACUGUCCAGCACAUUGGUCAUAAAUCUUAUCUCGCUCAUGCAUGCCGAUUACGUCUCACAAAGAUGGCAUCUGUUUCUCAUUUACAUGGGAAUCACGUUGUUUGCAUUUUGCGUCAACGCAUUCAUGCUGCCAUUGCUACCGCGGCUCAACUCAUUUGCACUUCUGUGGAGUAUCAGCGGGUUCCUCAUCAUUUCCAUUACGCUUUUGGCUUGCGCCACGCCAAACUACGCGACACCCGAAUAUGUAUUCGCGACUUUCAUUAACACAACGGGCUGGCCAGACGGAAUCGCUUGGCUUCUAGGCCUCCUUCAGGGAGGCCUAGGUCUUACCGGCUUCGAUGCAGUGGCACACAUGAUUGAAGAGAUCCCAAACGCGGCAUCAGAAGGGCCCAAGAUCAUGUUGGAAUGCCAGUAUAUCGGCAUUAGUACAGGCCUGAUCUUCUUGAUCGUGCUCUUGUUCACGUCAGGCGGCAUGGAAAACAUGUCCGCAAUCACCGGGUCUGCUGCGGGGCCAUUGCUGGAAAUAUUCUACAUUGCGACAAAUAAUCGAGCUGGCGCAGUAUGUCUUCUCAUGUUUCCUUUGCUCUGUCUUGUAUUCGCAGGAACAGCUUGUCUUACGACUUCUUCUCGAAUGGUUUUCGCUUUCGCCCGAGAUGGUGGCCUUCCGGCCUCUCGCUGGCUCUGGGAGGUUCAUCCAUCUCUGAAUGUACCAAUGAACGCGCUCUACCUAAACUUUGUAGUUGUCACCGUCUUCGGUCUCAUUUACAUUGGUUCACCCGUCGCAUUCAAUGCCAUCAUUGCAUCUGCUGUCACAGCUUUGGGCCUCAGUUAUGGAAUUCCAGUCGCCUUGAAUCUUGCCUACGGACGCUCUAGGCUUUCCGAGCGCGCAUUCGUUUUGCCCGACUGGCUUGGAUGGACAGCCAACAUCAUCGGACUCAUUUAUGUCAUUAUUACAACUGUCUUGUUCCUAUUCCCUCCGGCAAUUCCGGUCACCGGUACAACUAUGAAUUAUUGUAUAGUGGCAUUCUCUAUUGUCAUCUUGAUUUCGGCAUUUCAAUGGGUCAUCGACGGGAGGAAGAACUUCCACGGGCCCCGUAUCACUAUUGCUGGGCUUGAACCCGUUGCUACUGCGUAGUUGAUGGCGAUAGAUUCGUGUAACACAAAUCUUAUAGUCAUUUAGGGAAUUUUACCACUGCAAUUUAUCUACUGCAAUUUAAAUCCCACUUCAAUGAAGUGAUGUCCCCAACUCAGGUAUCCCAUGAUUGUCAAAGUUGAUUGUCAUGAUCUGUCGCAUCAGCUAUGACUAGUUCAAGCACUGUCUUUCAAAUUUCAAAUUGUUCAUUCAUAUCAAGUUAAUACUUCAGUUUCAACCAUUUUGGGGAGGACACCUCAAAAAGCAUGAAGGGGUUGACAUAUCUUAUGGUAACUCACCACUAAUGGUCGAC
Molecule: messenger RNA, 1953 nt
Organism: Aaosphaeria arxii CBS 175.79
Lineage: Eukaryota; Fungi; Ascomycota; Dothideomycetes; Pleosporales
Product: amino acid transporter
Exons: 1
Coding region: 120-1643 (507 amino acids)
Biological process (GO): transmembrane transport; amino acid transport
Cellular component (GO): membrane
Molecular function (GO): transmembrane transporter activity
Source: RefSeq, a predicted model, not a curated record